Molecule: messenger RNA, 1311 nt
Organism: Coniosporium apollinis CBS 100218
Lineage: Eukaryota; Fungi; Ascomycota; Dothideomycetes
Exons: 2
Coding region: 1-1311 (436 amino acids)
Biological process (GO): transmembrane transport
Cellular component (GO): fungal-type vacuole membrane
Molecular function (GO): transmembrane transporter activity
Source: RefSeq, a predicted model, not a curated record
AUGGAUCAAAACAGCAUUGAGCUCGAGAACACUGGCUUGGCGCCGUCGAGACCCUCUGGGAUUACCGAGCAAGAAACAAUCUCAUUGCCUCCAGUGGACGGUGGGAAAGCUGCAUGGCUAUUUCUUGCUGGUGCCUUCACCGUCGAAGCACUGGUCUGGGGCUUUCCUUUCGCAUUCGGGGUGUUCCAGGAGUACUACAGCUCCCACGAGCCAUUCGCAGGUUCACCCAAUGUGGCUGUCAUAGGAACCUGCGCAAUGGGAAUCAUGUACUUGGCUUGUCCGCUCACGUUUGCCAUGAUGCAAUGGUGGCCUAUUACACAGCGGCCGGCUUUGGGUGCAGGACUCAUCACCAUGUGUCUGGCGCUUUCGAUGUCUUCGUUUUCGACGACGGUCGGACAUCUGAUCUUGACGCAAGGCGUUCUGUACGCUAUAGGUGGGAGUCUGGUAUACUGUCCUACGGUGAUCUAUGUGGACCAGUGGUUCGUGAAGAGGAAGGGUUUCGCCUUUGGGAUUAUGUGGGCCGGUACCGGUCUUGCAGGCUUCAUCCUGCCACUGGUCAUGGAGUGGCUUCUCCACGACUACGGCUACAAGACAACGCUUCGGGUCUGGGCGGUUGCACUUUUCGUCCUGACUGCGCCACUGCUCUACUUCGUCAGGCCCCGGCUUCCGUUGAAUCGGACCUCCGCACCACGCCGCUUUGACCUGAGCUUCCUCACUUCUAAAACCUUCAACAUCCUUCAAGCCGGUAAUAUUAUCGAAAGCCUCGGCUACUUCCUGCCGACCAUCUACUUGCCUAUGUACGCCCGCUCGAUGGGCGCUUCCAGCCUGAUGAGCGCCUUAACAGUCAUCUUGUUCAACGUCGCCUCCGUUUUUGGGUGUGUAGCUAUGGGCUCUAUGGUUGACAGAUUUCACGUUACGACCUGCAUCAUGGUCUCCACGAUCGGCUCCACCAUAGGCGUGUUUGUCUUCUGGGGCUUGUCUGCGUCAUUGCCGCUGCUGUAUACCUUCUGUGUAAUCUACGGGCUUUUUGCGGGUAGCUACACCAGUGCUUGGCCGGGUAUUACUCGGUACGUGCAGAAAGAAAAGGCUGGUAUCGAGACAAGCAUGGUUUUCGCUUGGCUGGCGGCUGGACGAGGUAUUGGGAACGUCGUUUCGGGGCCUCUGAGCGAAGCUCUCCUCAAGGGAGAGCCAUGGCGCGGGGAAGCUGCUCUAGGGUACGGAAGCGGGUACGGAGGUCUAAUUGUGUUUACCGGUAUCACAGCGGCCUUGGGAGGAUUGAGCUUCAUAACUCGAAGAGUCGGGUGGCUGUAA